Molecule: messenger RNA, 899 nt
Organism: Drosophila arizonae
Lineage: Eukaryota; Metazoa; Arthropoda; Insecta; Diptera; Drosophilidae
Source: RefSeq, a predicted model, not a curated record
UAAAAAAAACACUAGUUGUUACCAGAUUUGUAAAUUGUCGCCCCAAAUUUGUGGCAUAUGUUAGUAAGUUAUUAAAUUCUUCUCCAGUAAAUGGCGUCAUGAGAGCCACGUACCAAAAUUAUAUGUACUACAAGAAAGCCCGCCAACGCUUUGCUUGCACAGUCUAUAGCAUAUUGUUCGUGUGGCUUGCCUUGACACUUAUACAGAUUGCGGUGAUAGCCCUCGUUAUGGACGCAAGGUAUUUUUUUUAUAUGCACUACUACAUCAGCUUUAUAUUCUUUGGUGUGGGAAUUUUAAUAUUUGGUUUAUUUAUAUUAUUUGAGACGUUGCGUUUCAUUAUCGUGCUUAACUUUAUUCUGGCCAUCAUAAUUGUUGAGUCUCAAAUUAUUGCGCUCUUCGCGUUAGUCGCACGUGUUUUCUGGAUUGAUGUUCUUGCAUUCUUUUCAAUUUGCUUUGUGCUGCUCUGGAUAUUUAUUUUAUUUGGUUCGAUUCUUCCCAGAGAUGCUGACCUGACUUUAGAUGUAGCUGUAGUUUUCAUUAUUGCCUUCGUUUUUCUGGCAAUUGGAAUAUUCUUUAUGAUGGUGCAUUUCGCUAUACCUCGGACUGGGUAUUACUCUUAUCUAGUCUUCGAAAUCGCAAUUACUAUUAUGAUACUAGCUUUCGUAAUGUACCAYGCACAAACUAUCAACGGCGGUCGAUUCGCGGAGAUGCGGCUAAAUGAUGCACUUUUGGGAUCAUUAAUUCUCUUCCACGACUUUCUCAUUAUUUAUUGGUUAACUUUCUAUUGGCAAAUCUUAGUGAGACCAUUCACGCCCAAUAAUUGGAUUCNAACCGCCAACCAAACCGCCAACCAAACCGCCAACCAAACGGCCAACCAAACGGCCAGUUCGACCGCCUAA